AUGGGUCAAGGUUUAGGAACUCAGGGGGGCUCAAAUCAACAGAGCGAUCAAAACCCUAAUGGCGACAAGAAGGAGAAGAAGUACGAGCCGGCAGCUCCGCCGGCUCGAGUGGGCAAAAAACAGCGCAAGCAAAAAGGCCCCGAAGUUGCGACUCGGCUUCCAACGGUGAGGCCUCUCACCAAAUGCAAACUCAGGCUAUUGAAGCUAGAAAGAAUCAAAGAUUAUCUUCUCAUGGAGGAAGAGUUUGUAUCAAACCAAGAGCGACUCAAACCAAAAGAGAAUGCAGAAGAGGAAGACAAAUCCAAGGUGGUUGAAGGUCUCCGAGGGUCACCUCUGGACGUUGGCACUCUCGAAGAGCUCAUCGACGACAAUCACGCAAUUGUGUCGUCCUCGUCCGGGACACACUACGUUGGGAUCAUGUCGUUUGUUGACAAGGACCAGCUGGAGCCAGGCUGUGACGUUUUGCUCCACAACAAGCAGCAUUCCGUUGUGGGGCUUCUUCAAGAUGAAGUUGAUCCAAUGGUGGCGGUAAUGAAGGUUGAAAAGGCUCCGGUGGAGUCGUACGCCGACAUUGGUGGGUUGGAGUCCCAAAUACAGGAGAUCAAAGAAGCCGUUGAGCUCCCGCUCACACAUCCCGAGCUAUAUGAAGACAUUGGAAUCAAGCCUCCGAAGGGUGUCAUAUUAUACGGAGAGCCCGGAACAGGCAAGACAUUGCUUGCGAAAGCGGUGGCGAAUUCGACGUCAGCGACUUUCUUGAGGGUUGUUGGGAGUGAGUUGAUUCAGAAGUACUCGGGAGACGGUCAGAGGCUAGUGAGGGAGAUCUUCAGUGUUGCUGAUGAGCUCUCGCCCUCGAUUGUGUUCAUCGAUGAAGUUGAUGCAGUUGGAACAAAAAGGUACGAUGCGCAUUCUGGCGGGGAGCGUGAGAUUCAGAGAACCAUGCUGGAGUUGCUCAACCAGUUAGAUGGUUUUGAUUCCAGAGGAGAUGUGAAGGUGAUUCUCGCCACAAAUAAGAUUGAGAGUCUCGACCCGGCCUUGAUUCGACCUGGGAGGAUUGACAGGAAAAUUGAGUUCCCGCUACCUGAUAUCCAAACUAGAAGGCGGAUCUUUCAUAUUCACACGUCGAAGAUGACGUUGGCCGACGAUGUCAACUUGGAGGAGCUGGUGAUGACGAAAGAUGAGUACUCCGGGGCGGACAUAAAGGCCAUAUGCACUGAAGCCGGGAUGCUUGCUCUGAGGGAGAGACGCAUGAAGGUCACUCAUGGGGACUUCAAGAAGGCAAAAGAGAAAGUGAUGUACAAGAAGAAAGAAGGGAUUCCCGAGGGCCUUUAUUUGUGA
Molecule: messenger RNA, 1335 nt
Organism: Rosa rugosa (rugosa rose)
Lineage: Eukaryota; Viridiplantae; Streptophyta; Magnoliopsida; Rosales; Rosaceae
Product: 26S proteasome regulatory subunit 4 homolog A-like
Exons: 1
Coding region: 1-1335 (444 amino acids)
Biological process (GO): proteasome-mediated ubiquitin-dependent protein catabolic process
Cellular component (GO): proteasome regulatory particle, base subcomplex
Molecular function (GO): proteasome-activating activity; ATP hydrolysis activity; ATP binding
Source: RefSeq, a predicted model, not a curated record